Messenger RNA from Cyphellophora europaea CBS 101466, 1707 nucleotides. RefSeq lists its product as uncharacterized. The record is from RefSeq and is a predicted model, not a curated record. NCBI's taxonomy places the organism in Eukaryota, Fungi, Ascomycota, Eurotiomycetes, Chaetothyriales, Cyphellophoraceae. Bases 1 to 1707 code for a protein of 568 amino acids. The transcript has 3 exons.
AUGGCGGCGGCGUCGUCGUCCCAUCUUGGACCGAGGCUGUUCCUCUCCCUCGUUGCCACCUUCGUGAUUGCCAUUUCACGUCCUGCCUCCGCCCACCCUACCGUCACGGUGCUGAACGGGAGCUACUCGGGUGUCCAUCUGCCCUCGUAUAGUCAAGACAUCUUCCUGGGAAUCCCGUACGCCCAGGAUGCUGGCGGGCCCAACCGCUUUCGGAUACCGCAAGCCUUAAAUGAAUCCUGGGACGGUGUGCGACCCGCGGCGCAGUACAGCGACCAGUGCCCGGAUGACCGCCCGCCGACUUCUGGUGCGCCGUAUGGCAUGAGCGAGAAUUGCUUGAGUUUGAAUGUCGUGAGGCCUGCUGGGGGUGGGAAUGGCACGCUGUUGCCGGUGAUGGUGUGGAUCCAUGGUGGGAGCUAUCAGAGGGGUACCACUGGUUUGCCCAACUACAAUCUGACGUUUUUGGUCGACCGCAGUGUUGAAAUUGGGAAGCCGGUGGUGGGCGUCAGUAUCAAUUAUCGGAAAGGUGGUUGGGGGAUGAUGUACAGCAUUGAGAUUGCUGGGAGUGGGAACACUAAUAUUGCGCUGAGAGAUAUGAGACAAGCCCUGGCAUGGUUGCAGGAGAACGUCAAGGCGUUUGGCGGCGAUCCGGAUUGCGUAACCAUCUGGGGGGAGAGCUCUGGAAGCUUCGCAGUGGGACAACUGCUGCUAUCUUAUGGCGGCCGAAGUGACGGCCUGUUUCAUCGAUCCAUUCAGGAGAGCGGCAGUGCAGCGACGGCGUGGUACAAUGGGACCGAGUGGUAUCAACCGAUCUAUGACAACAUUGUCGACAAGGUCAACUGCACAGAAGCCAUCGACACGCUCGAGUGCCUCCGAACCGUGCCUUUUGAGGACUUGCUGCCUUACGUUAACUCGUCAGCGGUCGUCGGACCGGGCUGGUAUCCCACCGUGGACGGAGACAUUGUACCAGGGUAUCCAACUGAGCUACUGCAGAGUGGUCGAUUUGCCAAAGUGCCGCACUUGUACGGCUCGAACUCAGACGAGGGGACCGACAAUGCGCCCGUGGGUGCAAUCAACACAGAUGACGACUUGUACGAGUUCUUGUUGAAUGGUGUAGGAUUCGGCUAUACACCAUCGGCGGUGCGGGAGAUCAUGCAGUUGUACCCCGACGAUCCUGCCCAGGGAAUCCCGCUGAAUACUGGCGACGAACGAUUUGCGGAUCUCGGCUGGCAGUACAAGCGAGUGGCCGCAAUCGUUGGCGACAUCUUCUACCACUCAACGCGACUGUUCGACGCACGCCAGUACGCCAAAUAUGGUGGAGACACCUUCAUCUACCGUUUCAAUACGCGGGCAUACGUGAUCAACACUACCGCAACAACAGCCAUAGCAUCGGGCCAGCUGGCGCCUGCGGCCAAAGGCGUAGCGCACUUCUCUGAAGUUGCAUUCGUGUUCAACAGCCUCGCAGUGGGUGGACCGGCCGAGUAUCAGGCCCUCAGCGACCAAAUGUCGGCACAGUGGAUCACAUUCGCGCACGACGGGACGCCGAAUGGCGAAGGUCUCCCCAGUUGGCCCUCUUACGACCAGGGGGGAAAUGGCUACAACCUAGUGCUGCAGACGGAGAGUCAGGGAGGAAAUAUUGUCGAGCCGGACACGUACAGGCUCGCAGGACGAGAGUUCCUGGCCAAAUGGCAGAGGCGGAGGCAUGUGUAA